AUGGUCCACCAUCCUCUCAUCCGCCAACAUAGACGGAGCGAUAUCUUUGCUUCUCCAACUGUCUCUGGUAUAACCGGGGCGUUGACAGCUGGUGCGGGAGCGACAACUGCAACUGCCCUUGCAGAAGCUCAAAAUACAGCGAGUAAUGGAACUCCGAGUUUAGAAGGGUUAGCAACUGGCGUUGCGGGAGUGUCUACUACCUCCUCUACAUCUUCCUCAAGCUCCUUCAAGUCGACAGCUUCUGUAUCAUCAUCCUCAUCAUCCGCAUCCAGUAGCUCCUCCAUUUCCAUGAGUACAGUUAUUGGAGCAUGUGUUGGCACUCUGGUCGGAGUUCUUGCUCUCGUGCUUUUGGCUAUAUGGCUAUAUAAGCGCAGUGACCCAACGAAAAAGCGCAGACCCAAUACUCGCGCCGGUCCAGGGCUCCAGCCUAAUUGGAAUAAACUUGGUGACGACGAUGAUAAAUGGGAGGGAAUGGACAAGAAACCGGAAACCGCGGAGAUUGCUCCAAUGGAGAAACUUACUAUGUUCAAAAAGUCAACGCCCAGCAUUCGCACCGCGUAUACAUCGAAGACUGAAGAGCUGCCUGCCUUUGACUUCGGUUCUCAUCCAUUCUCUCAGUAUCAUCCAAAUCUUGCGAAAGAACUCGCUUCUGCGGAUGAGCCCCCAGUGCCUCCGUUCAGACACAGAGCUGAUUCAGCCGCCGUCUCUUGGGACGGAGAUACUAUCGGUGGAGCUUCCUUCCUUUCUGCUCCGUCGAAGCGUAUGUCUGGUGCCAUGUCUCCUACAGUAGAAAUCGCUAGACCAACUCCCGCACUUACUAAUUCGGAGCCUCAUCGUUGGGAAUCUGCAGAGGUGGUGAACCUUGAGGGACACGUAGCUGAAGUCAUUGACCCUCAGGAUUCAGAAAAUCCAUUUGAACAUCCCAUGGAACGGAGGAAGAGUCAGCACAACCCGUUCUUCGGUUCUAGCUCUAGCGAAGUCCCUAUUGCCAAAGACUAUAAGGGCAAGGGUAGAGCACGAGAACUCACACCUCUUCCGCCGAUACCAGUCAGCAAUCCUUUCGUUGACGAUAGCGAAAAUUUGGAUAAAACCCCUACUCGUCCGACCUUCAAUCAUCAAGUCAUUGGAUCUGUGUCGUCAAUAUCUUCCAAUGACCGUGCCAUUCAGUCCCUUAUUGCCGCUCUGGACACCACUCCUGAAGAAGUACAUGCAAGGCUGAAGGUAGCGGAACCUUCUCUUGCUUCAGAUACUGCCGACUCCAUUUAUACGUCUGCUGAAUACAAUUCUGAAGACGAGGACGCGGAGGAAGACGUUACGAAUUCCUUCCCUCUGCCCCCUGGUUCUGAUCAUUCUGGUCACUCUUUCGAUUAA
This is a messenger RNA of Lentinula edodes (shiitake mushroom), 1371 nucleotides long. RefSeq lists its product as uncharacterized. The record is from RefSeq and is a predicted model, not a curated record. NCBI's taxonomy places the organism in Eukaryota, Fungi, Basidiomycota, Agaricomycetes, Agaricales, Omphalotaceae. The transcript has a single exon. Bases 1 to 1371 code for a protein of 456 amino acids.